AUGGUCCUCGCGAAGCUGGUCGACUCCAUCAGCGGCAGGCUGGCAUUCUUUCCUCCCGUGCCUACCUAUACCGUGGCAGAGCAUGGUGAUGGCGACCGCGCGCUGUACUGCAAGCCCCUCAGCCGGGCUGUGCGGAAGGUGCCGCAGGGGCGCGUGACCUGGGUGCCGGCGGCGGGGUCCUCCUCCCACCAGCUGGUGGUGGUACGUGUGCCCGCCCCCAACCCCACGCGCCGCACCAUCCUGCACUCCCACGGCAACGCGGUGGACCUGGGGGAGAUGCUGCCUCUCUACGCCAGCCUGGCCAGGGUGCUGCAGUGCAACGUCGUGGGCUGGGACUACCGCGGGUAUGGGUGCAGCGGCGGCGUCCCCGCCGCCUCCACUAUCAACCGCGACGUGCACGCGGUGUACGCCGCGCUGCAGCGGGACGAGGGCUUGACACCGGGCGACGUCGUCCUGUACGGGCAGAUCGCGGCGCCCACGCUGGUGGUGCACGGCACGGCGGACUCCGUGAUUCCGGUGGGGCACGGGCGCACGCUGGCCACGCUGUGCCCCGCCGCCGUGGAGGCGCUGUGGGUGGAGGGCGCCGACCACGACAACGUGGAGGACAGCCCGCUGUACGUGCCCCGCCUCAAGGCAUUCCUGACAAAGUGCUGGGGGGAUUGA
Molecule: messenger RNA, 663 nt
Organism: Auxenochlorella protothecoides
Lineage: Eukaryota; Viridiplantae; Chlorophyta; Trebouxiophyceae; Chlorellales; Chlorellaceae
Product: Alpha/beta hydrolase domain-containing protein 17C
Exons: 4
Coding region: 1-663 (220 amino acids)
Source: RefSeq, a predicted model, not a curated record